Molecule: messenger RNA, 2231 nt
Organism: Varanus komodoensis (Komodo dragon)
Lineage: Eukaryota; Metazoa; Chordata; Lepidosauria; Squamata; Varanidae
Gene: PLA2G12A
Product: phospholipase A2 group XIIA
Exons: 4
Coding region: 285-866 (193 amino acids)
Biological process (GO): phospholipid metabolic process; lipid catabolic process; arachidonate secretion
Cellular component (GO): extracellular region
Molecular function (GO): calcium ion binding; A2-type glycerophospholipase activity
Source: RefSeq, a predicted model, not a curated record
GGAAGGAGGUCCCGACGUGUGCGCGUCUGGUGACGGGAUGGUGGAAGCUGUUGGCGUGAGCUGGCCCAGGAAUCGGGGACUCCGCGCGUCCGCUGUGUGCGCUGCGCCGAGGCGGUUGCUUGGCGCGGCGUGUGUGUAAUGGGGCUGCUCGGCGCCGCAGGAGCGGGGCCCUAGCCCCAGCUGGUGCGCGCGUCCGCCAGCGCCCUCCGACUUCUGCCCUGCCCGGCGGCGUUCCGGCACCGGAGCCUUCGCGCGUGCCCGUUCUGGAGCUCCGGCCUUGAAGGAUGACGAUGGGGACCCGGGCCCUGCUGCCGCUUCUCGUGACUUGGGGCUGGCUUGGGAGCCAGCCCCAGACGGGCUGGUGCCAAGAGCCUCACACCCCCGACUGGAAGAUGACGCUGAGGACCAUCAGGAACGGUGUUCACAAGAUCGACACUUACCUGAACGCUGCCUUGGAUCUCCUGGGAGGAGAGGACGGUCUCUGCCAGUAUAAAUGCAGCGAUGGAUAUAAACCUCUACCCCGGUAUGGCUAUAAACCGUCACCACCCAAUGGAUGUGGUUCACCUCUCUUUGGAGUUCAUUUUGACAUUGGCAUUCCCUCAAUGACAAAAUGCUGCAAUCAACAUGACCGGUGUUAUGAUACCUGUGGCAAUAAAAAACACGACUGUGAUGAGCAGUUUCAAUAUUGCCUUUCUAAGAUCUGUAGAGACGUGCAGAAGACAUUAGGGAUACCAGAGAGUGUACAAGCCUGUGAAUCAGCAGUCCAACUAGUAUUUGAUGCAGUUAUACAUUUAGGAUGCAAACCAUACCUUGAUAGUCAAAGAGCUGCAUGCAUGUGCCAGUAUGAAGAAAAGAGAGACCUUUAAAGAAGCAUAUGAUCUCCUACAGCUUCCUAUAUACUAGUAGAAGCCUUUUGUUACAAAGCUGUUCAAACCAUGCAGUUGAACAGGAAAAUGGUCUGUACUUCUGUUGAAGACACUAAUUUUAUAAAAUUUUGUAUAGCAUUUCUUCUGUCAGCUUUGCUGAUAUCUGUGACCUUUUGCAUACAUCGUAUAAAUGUUUUGACAAGUGGCCUUUAGAAUGGUACAUGUAUGGAUGACUCCUGCUCUAAAAGGAAGGAGGUGAACACUACUAAAUACUGCAUGGUCUGAAAAUUAGGUCAAAUUGUGGUUUUACCAACAAUCACUAUUUCUUCAGUGCCUCAGUAAAAAUGCCUGAUAAACAGAUGUUGCAAUCUGACUAUCUUAGCAUGAGAUGUAAGAUCUCGGAAUAGAUUUCUUCUCUGCUUCUGUGAUCCUGUGUGUGUUUAAUUGGAAGUAAGCCCUGCUGUAUCCAGAAUUGCAGCCGUAUUCUUAAGCAGGAGUAAGUUCCAUUGAAAGUGCAUUUUGUUUCUGAAAGGACUAAUAAAUACAUUUGCCCUGAAUAUCUGCCAGUAGUCAUAGUAUGGCUUCACUUAAAAUGGUGAAGUAUCUCUACCCAUUUAUAUAUCCAUGCCUAUGAGAUUUAAGUGCCUUAAGUGUUUAUGAGAAUCAUAAGAAGAUCUUAUCAACCCAAAGGAAAUACUUGCAAUUAUUCAGUGUGAGGAAGUUUACUAUUAGAUCCCUUUGUACUUGUAUUUUUAAGGGUCAUGGCAUGGCUUUGACAGGCCUGCUUUUGAUUUGAUGUUUAAUCAUUUUUAUCUUCACUUUUCUAUUUGACUGUUUAUAGAAAAUUUUAUUGUUUAUAGAAAACAAUAAAAUACUGUUUAUAGAAAAUUCUUCUCAAAACUCCUAUUUUGGUAUUGUUAAAAAUGAAGUUAUUCCUAAGAAACCAGUCCAGUUAAAGUUAAUUAUGAACGUCCCAGCAUAACCUGUGAUACUGCUGUCCUAUUAAUUUAAAAGGACUUGGUCUCAACUAUGUUCACUCAGAUUGAGACCUACAGAUUUUCAUUUAUUUUCUUUGGGUACUGACACAUUUUGUUUCAAAGACAUGCAGAGCAUGAUUCUUCCUGACAUAUUAGAACACUCAAGCACUGCAAAGUGUUGAAUGAAAUUACUUGAAAAGUAGUUAUAUUUUCUUCUGUAGCCUUUGUUGAGGAAACAUAUUUUAAGAAUGUUUUUAAGAUGAAAAUAUUACUAUAUAUGUGGGGGAAAGGGGAAGAAACAAACAAAUGAAGGCAUCAAAGCUUAAUCUGAAUCUGUACCAUGUAAUUUUUUUCUGUUAAUAAAAUAUAACUGCGUCAGACAUGACUG